AUGGCAAGGGUGUCGGAACGCUUCUUCGAGGCCCCCGUUAAAUGUGGCUGCGUAACGCACGUGAACCUGCAGAUGCACAACAGGUUUGCCAGCGAGCAACUCAACGUUUCGUGGCGGAUGGCGCAAGGGCUCGCGUGUAGCCGUGCCUGUGCGACGCGCCCCCGUCACACCCGCGGCGCCGUUGGCCUUCCAGAAGCACACACAUUACCAAACGCUCCUCGAGGGGGAAAUCACACAACUGCGGUCAUCCAAACCGACUUCUGUAUCGGUGAGGGGUGCAACUGCGCAGAGCGCCUCGUUGGCGACGAAAAUCAGGCCAUCGGGGUUCGUAAUAAACGUGGUGGUGUGGUCGCGAUUCUUUUCGUCAAGCUUGGCGGCGCGUUCCUUCUGUGCGUCCUUCAUAUUGGCGCAGCCGUGCGUAGACAUGGCGAGCUGCGCCCGUCUCUUUCGACCCUACCCUCCGAGUCGCACUGGUAG
Trypanosoma rangeli is the source of this 477-nucleotide messenger RNA. RefSeq names its product telomerase reverse transcriptase. The transcript has a single exon. The coding region runs from base 1 to 477 and encodes 158 amino acids. Lineage: Eukaryota; Euglenozoa; Kinetoplastea; Trypanosomatida; Trypanosomatidae. The record is from RefSeq and is a predicted model, not a curated record.